AUGGCCCUACACAAGGAAGAUGUCAUGUUCGAAAGUAACAAGGUCGACCUUGAUCAAGAGAGCGGGAUCGAAGAUGCCAAAGAGAGGACCAUGUACAACUCUAUUCAAGAUACAAAUCCAAAGGAUGUUCUUAUCAAUACGGAUGCGCCAUCUCGACCGGUAUUCAGCAAGCUAAAAAUCCUCUUCUUGGCUUACCAAUCCAUUGGUGUGAUUUACGGCGAUCUUGGCACAUCACCCUUGUAUACAUUCUCGGGCACGUUUACAUCUACACCCGAUCGAGAAGAUGUCCUUGGAGCAUUAUCCAUGAUCAUUUGGACCCUCACUCUCGUUGUCUGUGUCAAGUAUUGUGGAUUUGUCUUAUCUGCUGAUGACAAUGGUGAAGGUGGCACAUUUGCCCUUUAUUCACUUCUUUCACGUUAUGCCAAUAUCACUUGGAACAAUCCCAACGCUGUAAGCAGAGCCGGCUUCAACCGCUACCCAACCGGGGACAUCAAGAAUGUGAAUCGUAGUGUGCGUACAUGGAUUGAAGACUCGAUCUUUUUGCGCCAUUUGAUCAAUUUGCUAGCCAUCGUUGGUGUGUGUAUGGUGAUUGCUGAUGGUAUCUUGACGCCAGCUCAAACAGUGCUUGGUGCUGUUCAAGGAUUACGUAUUCAAGCACCGGGUAUCACCGAUGCCAUGCGUACGGGUAUCACUGAAGUGAUCCUUAUCUUCAUUUUCCUUGUGCAGCCUUUUGGUACCACCAAGAUUGCCGUCUCGUUUGCACCCAUCGUUUCCAUUUGGCUACUUUUGAAUCUCGCAUGUGGUAUUUACAAUUGCAUUUAUUAUGAUGCUACCGUAUUUCAAGCAUUCUCCCCCUAUUGGAUUUACCGCUGGUUCGCAAAGCAUGGCGCUGAUGGCUGGAAAAUGAUGGGCGGUACACUUUUAAGCAUCACGGGUGUGGAAGCGCUUUAUGCUGAUUUGGGCCACUUUGAUCCCACCGCUGUUCGAAUUUCAUGGCUCCUCUUUGCAUAUCCUUGUAUUUUGAUGGCAUACAUUGGGCAAUCUGCCUACUUGGUUAUGGAUACUACUGGUGAAGCAUGGUCCAAUUCGUUUUACGCCAGCGUCCCUCCACAGGCGUUUUGGUUUGCCUUUAUCAUGGGAUUGCUAGCUGCUAUUGUGGCUUCACAAGCAAUGAUUUCAGCAUGCUUUUCUAUCCUUAGCCAAGCAAUGACAUUGUCAUGUUUUCCUCAACUCAAAGUGGUCCAUACGUCUCGACAUUAUCAAGGCCAAGUGUAUAUUCCAAUGGCCAACUAUCUGCUAAUGAUUGGCACGGUGGCUGUAGCUGGCGGGUUCCAGAACACGACAUCCUUAGGCAACGCCUAUGGCGCCUGCGUGAUUUCCACUGCCUUUGUCACAACCCUACUCAUGACACUGCUUUCGAUCAUUGUGUGGCGGUGGAACGUUGUUUUUGCGCUUGUCUUUUUGGUCUUUUUUGGUAUCAUUGAUGGUGCUUAUCUCACGUCGGCGUUACGUAAGGUGCCUGAUGGAGCCUGGUUUACAGUGGUGCUUGGCGUAGUGCUUGCAAUGGUGAUGGGCAUAUGGCGAUACGGCUCACUUUGCCAAUGGGACUUUGAAGAUAUCCUCAAGAAAAAUUUACGCAAGGCACGCCUGGUGGAAGAGACCAACAAACCAUUGGACACGUUAUCUACCGAAUCUUUUGUGCAAAAAAGUGAUUUGCUGAUGGUUGUCUUUGAUCCAGCAGGCUUUGAUCUUCCAUCCGCUUUUGAGCACAUGCAUAGUACGCUCAAAGUGGACCCCUCAGUCGUCAUCUUUUGUCAUGUGCGCCGCGUCAAUACGGCUAUGGUGCAACCUGAAGAGCGAUUCAUUGUUUUCCGCGAGCCAACGCGACCUCUGAUGUAUCGUGUAAUUCUUCGACAAGGAUACAAAGACUUGCUACCAGAAACAGAAGAAGAGCUUGGUAUAUUGUUAUCCGGCCAUAUCAUCAACUUGGUGGAAAGCUUGGAUGAAGCUGGCGCUAUUGCCAAUGCUCGUGAUAAUCAAAUCACUUAUCUCAGCAGUACCUCCCAUAUCGUUGCUAAACCCGGAAGCUUUUUCCUCAAGCGUAUCUUUAUUGAGUUAUAUGCAUGGCUCAAGCGUAAUACUAUGGAGAAUCAACAAGCCUUGUAUAGUGUCCCAAUGAACAAGUCCGUCCUUAUUGGCAUGCAAUGUGAUUUAUAA
This is a messenger RNA of Lichtheimia ornata, 2217 nucleotides long. Its product is annotated as potassium uptake protein. Gene Ontology annotation, biological process: potassium ion transmembrane transport. Gene Ontology annotation, molecular function: potassium ion transmembrane transporter activity. Bases 1 to 2217 code for a protein of 738 amino acids. Gene Ontology annotation, cellular component: membrane. The transcript is spliced from 7 exons. The record is from RefSeq and is a predicted model, not a curated record. Lineage: Eukaryota; Fungi; Mucoromycota; Mucoromycetes; Mucorales; Lichtheimiaceae.